UCAGGCGCAUUGUUUGAGAGGAGCGGAUCAAACGCCCCACACAGAGAACCUUCUUUUCUCAUGGAAAUAAUGUGUCUGCCUCUCAUUCACACAUGAGUUUCUGUAAUGCAAAGAAGUCGAGCGCUCAGGAAGAAAACACAGCACUGAGUGAAGUUACGAGAGAGGAGCACGCGGUACCGGAGUCUUGGAGAGACACUUUGGAUCUCCGGACGCGCACGCCAGCCUAAUGAGGGCAUUUAUUCAAUGAAGUUGAUGCUUAAUUGCUGAUAUUUCACCAUGUUUGCUUGUGGACAUUGUGCGGUUGUGUUGGGGCUGCUGUGCGCCGCCGCGGUCUCCGUGGGCGCAUCGGUGUGUCCGACCGGCUGCGAGUGUUCGGAAGCCGCGUUGACGGUCAAAUGCGUCUCCAAAGAUCUGCAGGACAUACCGAGCGGCAUUCCGGGCUACACCAGAAACCUCUUCAUCACCGGGAACCACAUCAGUCAGAUCGGACCCGAAUCUUUCCAGGGGCUGGAGAAUGUGACAAAUUUGUCUCUGUCUAACAACAGGAUCUCUGAGGUGAAGUCUCACACGUUUUCCAGCUUGCGGAGCCUCAGAUCGCUGGACCUCAGCAACAACCAGCUGGCUGUCAUCCAUCCUGAGGCGUUCACUGUCCAGAGCCAUAUGCUGAGGGAGCUCAAUCUCAGCCGGGCUCUCCACAUCCCCUCAUCUGUCAUGGAUCUAGCCACUUCUCUUCGCUGGAGCAGCUUGAGUGACCUGCUGGUGCUGGACCUGUCCAGUAAUGGCCUUGUCUACUUGCCCCCUGGCAUCUUUUGUCAUCUUGUCGGCCUGCGGCGCCUUCAGCUUGGCAACAACUCUAUAGUGUCUAUACAUAACGGGACAUUCACAGGACUGGAUCACCUCCAGGAGCUCGAUCUCACCCACAAUGCCCUCAGGACCUUGCGUGAGGAGGCUCUAAAAGAGUUGGAGCACUUGCAUUCGGCAAGGCUCAAUUUGGCGGACAAUCCGUUCACCUGCACAUGUGACAUUGAACCAUUUGCCGCCUGGCUUAAUGGCUCUCGAGGGCAAAUGGUGGACAUCGAGCGCUUGACUUGCGCAUUUCCUGUUGCCUUGCACAACACAUCGCUCUUGACGGUGGGUGACCUGGAGUUGGGUUGCCAUAAAGCAGGAGACAGUGACAACCUUGCUCUACAGACCUCCUACGUGUUCCUGGGUCUGGUGCUGGGAUUUGUUGGUCUCAUGUUUCUAUUUGUCCUUUACCUGAACCGCAAAGACAUUAAGAAGCGCAUUUACGACAUGCGCGAUGCAUGUCGGGAAGUCUGGGAAGGGUACCACUACCGAUACGAGAUCGACUCUGAUCCUAGAUUGUCGCAAGUGUCUUCAACAGCUGAUGUGUGAUCAGACACAAGCUCUUCCUAAACCAAGCUCCUUAUAUAAACUUGUUUCUAGCACUUUACGUGAAAGGGUGUUCAUAAGACUGUCACGAAAACUUUAUAAUCAUGACAUGACACAUGCCAUGAAUUCGAAUGAGAGUUUAUGGCUGGUUAUGACUGUCAUUAAGUGUCACUCGCUCAGUCAUUUUAAAUGCAAAGAUUACUAUUUAAGGUGUUAUUAUCACAACUUGACUGACAAAUACAUCAAACCUUUGUUGUGACAACUUGACAUUACCAAGAUGACAUAACUUGUCAUAAACAUGACUGUCAUGAAAUCGUUGUUUUAUAAAUUUUAUUACACUAUCAUUAAUAUUUUUCUUGACGUUAGCUACAGUGAUACAAAUUGAAUUUGUCAUUAAAAUGUUAUUUAAUGUGAUUAAAUAUCAAUGACGCUGUUAUAAAAAAUAUUUGACAGCGUAUUGGCACUUUUACAAAUAUCAAUGACUAAAGGCUGAGUUCUACUUCUGCAUUGAGGGCACGCGAAUGCUCCGGCGCAGUCUUCGCGCGGUUGCAUAGCCCUCGCCAUGGCUGACAACGACGCUGAUGAGCACCUAAAAAAAUGUAGCUACACGUCGCAAUGACACAUAGCGCAAGCUCUGCGAUUGGUCAACUUGGUAGCUGUGACCACUGUGGGUGGGACAGAGAGCCGCACGAACCCGUUGGAGCGAGUGUUUUAUAAGUGUCAUGUCAUGUGAAGGAGAUCUAGAUGGAAACUGAUGUUUUGUGUUUACAUUAUGAUUAUGAUUCCCGCCUCUGAAUGAGUUUUAGCUACUUGUACACUAAGGUUGCGUUCAGAAAAAAACAAAACAUCUGCAAAAAAACAC
Danio aesculapii is the source of this 2254-nucleotide messenger RNA. It is a transcript of the gene tpbg1b, whose product is annotated as trophoblast glycoprotein a. Gene Ontology annotation, cellular component: plasma membrane. The transcript has 2 exons. Gene Ontology annotation, biological process: negative regulation of canonical Wnt signaling pathway. Lineage: Eukaryota; Metazoa; Chordata; Actinopteri; Cypriniformes; Danionidae. Gene Ontology annotation, molecular function: protein binding. Bases 277 to 1395 code for a protein of 372 amino acids. The record is from RefSeq and is a predicted model, not a curated record.